GUAGGGAGAGAGGAGGGAAAUGCUCUGGGCUUAACCUGCCUUUGUGAAUUGCAGCUCUCUGCUAUGGACAGUGCCAUCACCCUGUGGCAGUUCCUCCUCCAGCUGCUCCAAGAGCCCCAGAACAAGAAUAUCAUCUGCUGGACCUCCAACGACGGGGAAUUCAAGCUGCUGCAGGCAGAGGAGGUGGCCAGGCUCUGGGGGAUCCGCAAGAACAAGCCCAGCAUGAACUAUGAUAAACUCAGCCGGGCGCUGCGCUACUACUACGUGAAGAAUAUCAUUAAGAAGGUGAACGGGAAGAAGUUUGUGUACAAAUUCGUGUCGUACCCAGAGAUCCUGAACAUGGAUCCUCUCGUGGUGGGCCGGAUGGAGGGGGACCCUGAAAUGCCCGGCUUUGGGGAGGUGGCCAGCGCUCCCAAGGACGUGGAAAACUGUGGGAAGGAGAAAUCCCAGUCCUGUGCUAAAUCCUCCAGCCGGAACGACUACAUCCACUCAGGCCUGUACUCCUCCUUCACCCUCAACUCCCUCAACUCCUCCAGCGUGAAGCUCUUCAGGUCCAUCAAGAUCGAGAACCCGGCCGAGAAGCUGACGGAGAAGAAACCUCAGGACCCCACCCCUUCUGUCAUCAAGUUUGUCACCAUGCCCUCCAAAAAGCCUCCUCCCUCUGCCCCCCUGGUCACCAGCGCUUCGGCGGUGGCCGUCACUUCCACGGCUUCUGCCACCCCCACCGUGUCCUCCUCGCUUCCCCUGGGCUCUGAGGAGACUCUGCAGACCCUGGAGACGCUGGUCCUGCCCAAGCUGAGCGUCCCCGAGGCUCCUCCAGCACCUUUGCCAAACUUGAGCACCAGCUUCACCCCGACCCCCCCCAUGUCCUCGGUUUCUCCCGGCCUGCAGGUGCCCUCCACGCCCCCCUCGCCGCCCCUGAGCUCCAACCCCGACCUGGACAUUGACACGGACAUCGAAUCUGUGGCUUCCCAGCAGCUGGAGCAGGCCCAGAGCCUCCAGCACCAAUCCCCAGAGCCCAAAGAGCAGCAGGAUUCAGCUGUGCUGGAGAAGGAAUUUGCCAAUCACCUCUCCAGGUCGAAAAAACCCAAAGGGUUGGAGUUGGCUCCCACCUUGGUCAUCACGGGCAGCGAUCCGAGUCCUCUGGGCAUCCUGAGUCCUUCUCUCCCCACUGCUUCUCUUACUCCAGCACUUUUCUCUCAGACUCCCAUCCUGCUGACUCCCAGCCCUCUGCUCUCCAGCAUCCACUUCUGGAGCACCCUGAGCCCGGUGGCUCCUCUCAGCCCUGCCAGGUUGCAAGGUGCUAACACCCUCUUCCAGUUUCCAUCAGUGCUGAACAGUCACGGCCCAUUUACGCUGUCUGGACUGGAUGGACCCUCCACCCCUGGCCCUUUUUCCCCAGAUCUCCAGAAGACAUAGCACAUGGAAUUCCUGGAAAAGGACAAGCAAGGCAAAGAUAGGACACUUCUCUUCAACCACCUUUUUUUUUUAUUUUAUUUUAUUUUUUAAAAAAAAAACAAACCUGAGCAGUUUGUAAUUCCACAGAGAUUCCCAGCAGUCGUAGUUGUUGCCAUUCCCCAAUCAAAAAAAAAUGAAAAAUGCCUUUUUUUCUUUAUUUUUUUGGGCAAAAAAUUCCCCCUUUUUUUUUUUUUUUUUUUUUUUUCUUUUGGAAGAACCCAGGUUGGGAAUGUAUAUGCAAACGCCUUAAUAGGAGCUGCAGCUCCAAAUUCUUCUCCUCCUCGGUUUGGAAGAUUUUUUUCCCUUUAUCCAAAAGGAAUUUUGGGUGGUGUUGCAGCGACUGAUUCUGCACUGACUGCAAACAACACCAGAGGAGGAUUUUCUUUGUGACUCUUGGAAAAACAAACAAAAAAAACCCCUCUGUUCUUCUGCUUCCUGUGGCUGGGCAAGGAGAACCCUGAAUCCUGAUGGAAGCUGGAAUUCCAGGAAAUGCUUGGGAAUAUGGGGUGUGUGCUCUCAGCUCUGCCCCGGGGGCACCAGAACUCUGCAGCAACAAAAGCAGCAAAAAGAAAAGGGGCUUUUCUGCUGGCCUUGUCUUUUCUUCUUGUUGGGUUGUUGUUUUUUUGUUGUUGUUGUUCUUUUUUGCAGAUAGAAAUUUUUAUUCAAGGAUUUAUUCCAAGUUUGUGACCAGGACAUUUCUGUGGAGGGGUGGUGUGGCCUAACAGCCCCUUGGGAGAAGAGAUGGGGCUGGAUUUAUUUUGGAUGCUUCCCUGCCCUUCUUCCCUUCUCAUGGACGGUUGGAUGAGCUCCCUUCACUUCUCACAGAGUUUCAAUGCUGGAGUCCAAACAUUUCUUGUGCCAGAGACCUGUCCCAGAGCCUGGGAGCUCCCUGCUGGAUGAGCAGGAUGGGGGGGAAUUCUCCCUGCUUUUUUGGGGGGGAUUUUCCUGGGUUUUUGGGUGAUUUUCCUGGGUUUUUGGGUGAUUUUCCUGGGUUUUUGGGGGAUUUUCCCUGCGGUUUUUGGGGGAGGUUGCUGCCUGAGCUGGAAUCCCCAGUGGGGUGAGAACAGCAACAUCCCAGCAUUAACGUUGCUCCUCUCUCCCCACAGUUCUGGAAAAGCUUCCUGCUUUUCCCCAGGUGGAAAAGCUCCUCUUUUGCCAGCUCUUACCCCAAAUUUGUCAGUGGAGCUGUUGGUUUUUGGUUUUUUGGGGGCUGACCCCAAAGCAGCCCCGGGGGUUCCACGGGAUUCAGCCUCGUGGUAAAUCUGCUUUCACCUCCUUGCUGUGCUGGAUGAAUAAUGCAGGAUUGUUUUCCAGAGCCACUGGAGAUGAGAUGGGAUUUUUAGGUGGAUUUUUUACACCUCAGGAGGCCUUUUAAGAAAACUGAGGGGUGAAAAAAGGAGAGAUUCUCCUCUCUCAGCCCCUCACUCGGGGUUGGGUUGGGCUCUGGGUCUGUGUCCCGCCAGUUUGGGCAUCUGAAGCCAGGCAGCAACUUCUGGCUUUGACUUGGGGGUGUCAGAGGAUCUU
Messenger RNA from Cyanistes caeruleus (blue tit), 2982 nucleotides. The record is from RefSeq and is a predicted model, not a curated record. Lineage: Eukaryota; Metazoa; Chordata; Aves; Passeriformes; Paridae.